Molecule: messenger RNA, 2590 nt
Organism: Eimeria maxima
Lineage: Eukaryota; Apicomplexa; Conoidasida; Eucoccidiorida; Eimeriidae
Exons: 1
Source: RefSeq, a predicted model, not a curated record
AUGCCUGGACCACCUGGUGGAGUAAUGCCGGGUCCAGAUGGAGGACCUCCGCCUGGUCCUGAAGGUGGGCGUAUGCCUGGACCACCUGGUGGAGUAAUGCCGGGUCCAGAUGGAGGACCUCCGCCGGGUCCGAAAGGUGGGCGUAUGGCUGGACCACCUGGUGGAGUAAUGCCGGGUCCAGAUGGAGGACCCCCGCCGGGUCCGGAAGGUGGGCGUAUGCCUGGACCACCUGGUGGAGUAAUGCCGGGUCCAGAUGGAGGACCCCCGCCGGGUCCGACAGGUGGCCUUAUGCCUGGACCACCUGGUGGGCGAAUACCGGGUCCAAAUGGAGGACCCCCGCCGGGUCCGAAAGGUGGGCGUAUGCCUGGACCACCUGGUGGCGUAAUACCGGGCCCAGACGGAGGACCUCCGCCUGGUCCUGAAGGUGGACGUAUGCCUGGACCACCUGGUGGAGUAAUGCCGGGUUCAGAUGGAGGACCUCCGCCGGGUCCAGAAGGUGGGCGUAUGCCUGGACCACCUGGUGGAGUAAUGCCGGGUCCAGAUGGAGGACCCCCGCCGGGUCCUAAAGGUGGCCUUAUGCCUGGACCACCGGGUGGCGUAAUACCGGGUCCAGAUGGAGGACCUCCGCCUGGUCCUAAAGGUGGGCGUAUGCCUGGACCACCUGGUGGAGUAAUGCCGGGUCCAGAUGGAGGACCCCCGCCGGGUCCUGAAGGUGGCCUUAUGCCUGGACCACCUGGUGGGCGAAUACCGGGUCCAGGUGGAGGACCCCCGCCGGGUCCUGAAGGUGGGCGUAUGCCUGGACCACCUGGUGGGCGAAUACCGGGUCCAGGUGGAGGACCCCCGCCGGGUCCGAAAGGUGGACGUAUGCCUGGACCACCUGGUGGCGUAAUACCGGGCCCAGACGGAGGACCCCCGCCUGGUCCUGAAGGUGGGCGUAUGCUUGGACCACCUGGUGGCGUAAUGCCGGGGCCAGAUGGAGGACCUACGCCGGGUCCGACAGGUGGACGUAUGCCUGGACCACCUGGUGGGCGAAUACCGGGUCCAGAUGGAGGACCCCCGCCGGGUCCGAAAGGCGGACGUAUGCCUGGACCACCUGGUGGCGUAAUACCGGGCCCAGAUGGAGGACCUCCGCCGGGUCCGACAGGUGGCCUUAUGCCUGGACCACCUGGUGGGCGAAUACCGGGUCCAGGUGGAGGACCCCCGCCGGGUCCGAAAGGUGGACGCAUGCCUGGACCACCUGGUGGCGUAAUACCGGGCCCAGAUGGAGGACCUCCGCCGGGUCCUGAAGGUGGACGUAUGCCUGGACCACCUGGUGGAGUAAUACCGGGUCCAGGUGGAGGACGUCCCCCAGGUCCUAAAGGUGGGCGUAUGGCUGGACCACCUGGUGGAGUAAUGCCGGGUCCAGAUGGAGGGCCCCCGCCGGGUCCUAAAGGUGGGCGUAUGCCAGGACCACCUGGUGGAGUAAUGCCGGGUCCAGAUGGAGGACCUCCGCCUGGUCCUGAAGGUGGACCUAUGCCUGGACCACCUGGUGGGCGAAUACCGGGUCCAGGUGGAGGACCCCCGCCGGGUCCGAAAGGUGGGCGUAUGCCUGGACCACCUGGUGGAGUAAUGCCGGGUCCAGAUGGAGGAGCUGGCCCUGGUCCUGAAGGUGGCCUUAUGCCUGGACCACCUGGUGGGCGAAUACCGGGUCCAGAUGGAGGACCUCCGCCUGGUCCUGAAGGUGGGCGUAUGCCUGGACCACCUGGUGGCGUAAUACCGGGCCCAGACGGAGGACCCCCGCCGGGUCUUGAAGGUGGACGUAUGCCUGGACCACCUGGUGGCGUAAUACCGGGCUCAGACGGAGGACCUCCGCCGGGUCCUGAAGGUGGACGUAUGCCUGGACCACCUGGUGGCGUAAUACCGGGCCCAGAUGGAGGACCUCCGCCGGGUCCUGAAGGUGGCCUUAUGCCUGGACCACCUGGUGGGCGAAUACCGGGUCCAGGUGGAGGACGUCCCCCAGGUCCUAAAGGUGGGCGUAUGCCUGGACCACCUGGUGGAGUAAUGCCGGGUCCAGAUGGAGGACCCCCGCCGGGUCCUGAAGGUGGCCUUAUGCCUGGACCACCUGGUGGAGUAAUACCGGGUCCAGAUGGAGGACCUCCGCCUGGUCCUGAAGGUGGGCGUAUGCCUGGACCACCUGGUGGCGUAAUACCGGGCCCAGACGGAGGACCCCCGCCGGGUCUUGAAGGUGGACGUAUGCCUGGACCACCUGGUGGCGUAAUACCGGGCUCAGACGGAGGACCUCCGCCGGGUCCUGAAGGUGGACGUAUGCCUGGACCACCUGGUGGAGUAAUACCGGGUCCAGAUGGAGGACCUCCGCCGGGUCCAGAAGGUGGGCGUAUGCCUGGACCACCUGGUGGCGUAAUACCGGGUCCAGACGGAGGACCCCCGCCGGGUCUUGAAGGUGGACGUAUGCCUGGACCACCUGGUGGCGUAAUACCGGGCUCAGACGGAGGACCUCCGCCGGGUCCUGAAGGUGGACGCAUGCCUGGACCACCUGGUGGAGUAAUGCCGGGUCCAGAUGGAGGACCUCCGCCUGGUCCUGAAGGUGGGC